AUGGUUCAUAUCUCUUUCGCUACCUUGACCGUCAUCGCCGGCGUCCUUGCCCAAACCGCGCUCGCUGCACCUUCUGAAAAACGGGCAGCCAGCUGCUCGUUCCCGAACCCAUCUUCAUCCACCGACGUCAAGUUCGAUGCCGCUCGCACCAUCAAGGCCGGCGAGUCCUUUGACGGCAAGAACCUCCGCUACCACCGCGGUGUCACAUGCGGUGGCCAGAAGGAAGGUGGCGACAAGGAUGCUGUCUUCCUGCUCGAGUCCGGCGCUACCCUAUCCAAUGCCGUGAUCGGCAAAAACCAAAACGAGGGCGUCCACUGCAAGGGACCUUGCACCAUCCGCAACGUCUGGUUCGAGGACGUAUGCGAGGACGCAAUCACCAUCAGGCAGAGCUCCGGUACGACCACCAUCACCGGCGGAGGCGCCAAGAACGCCGACGACAAGGUCAUUCAGCACAACGGGGGAGGUCUUGUCAAGAUCGACUCGUACUGCGUCCAGGACUUCGGCAAGCUCUAUCGAUCGUGCGGCAACUGCAGCACGCAGGUGAAGCGCGAGGUGCAGAUCAGCAACAUCAUCGCUCGCAACGGCAAGGUGCUCGCAGGCGUGAACUCGAACUACGGGGAUGUAGCGACGAUCGACACGAAGACGAACUCGUACACAAGCGUCAAGUCGAUCUGCAACACGUACCAGGGCAACGACAAGAGCCAGGAGCCUCCUAUGCUGACGGAGAACAAGUCGAAUGCCAAUAACCACUUUGCUAAGCCGUCUGUGCCACGUGACAUUACACACGUCCCUGGAGCUGAUGAUCGAAAUUCGAACGCGCCUUCCCGCCACCAUUAUACCAUGUUUAUCACUCCAUCCAAACGAAAAGCUGGAGAAGGCGAGGAGCCCAAUGGGAAGAGAGCGAAAGAAGAACCAAACUCAGCAAAUACUUCAUACGCCAAAAAGAUCUAUUACCAAGUACUCUGGAGAGCCCCCCAGACAAAAAAGCACAAGACCUGGGAUGGCGACGGUGUAAUAGUCAUUACUGGUUCAACCUAUGAGCUUCUGGAUGAGGAGGCUAAGACCCUCGGUAGCGGGAAGAUUCUUGGGGAGCUCGUAGAGGGGGCGGAAAUUAAACUUGGUGGCAGAGAGGUACAAAUAGAGAGGGAGGUUCCUGCCACAGAGUUCUUGUCUGGUAAGAUAUUCGGCGGGAAUGCGUCAUCGUAUCAACCGGCCGCAAAGUCGGUCACUCUCAACCCUCGUCAAAGUGGCUUUGUCGCACCAAAGUUCAACACUCCUCGACUGUCCAAUGCGGCUAAAGCUAUUCCAGAUGCGAAGGGCAAAGGCGUAGAUCGCACAAAUACCCAAGCGAAGCCGGCUGCAGCCCCACCUCAAUCUGUGGUAUCGGCCGCAGGUCUGUAUUGGACUGCUAAUUGGCGCCGCCCACAGGCCCGCAAGCACAAAGUAUGGGAGGGAUCAGGGGCUAUUUCGCUGGCCGACGGCCAGCUGAAGCUGGUGAACGAGGAAGGACAUACUGUUGGAGUCAAGGCUUGGAAGGGGGACCCACCAGAUUUUGGGGACGUGAUUAUCGUUGGAGGGCAUGAAGCGGAAAUCGACGCGCCUCUGUCCAGCGUUGAAUACGCAGCAUCAUUUAGGCCCCCUACAGUUCGCGUGGUCUCGGUCGAAGGGACAGGCGAGGAUGCCAUUGACGGUGCACCGGCGGCGGAAAUCGACCUUACAUAUGAUGUGUCCCCGGUCAAGAGCAAAUCUCCUGCCAAGAAUGGCACAACUCGCCCUUUUACUGGGCAACCUCUUUCCAAAUUCUCUAUCAAUGCGACACGUAAACCAACCAAUCAUGCGUUCAGGCCACCCACGAUGAAGACCGUCGAAACUGGAGUUGGGGCAACAGGUUGUUGGACUUCCAAUUGGCGCAAACGACAGACCAAGAAACACAAAUCAUGGGAAGGCUCCGGAAUCGUCGAACUUACCAACAAUACGAUGAAGCUUUACAAUGACAAGGGCCGCCUGCUCAAGACGAUGAGGUGGAAGUCCGAGGUGCCACUCACUGGUGUCACCUUUUCGAUAGACAAUCUCGAAGUGGAACUUCAGACUCCAGUGCCUAUGGAAGACCUCGAAUCAAAGACCUGCUUCGAGCCUGGGUACUCGCCCCCCGGAACAUCGACCAGCCUGGCACCUAUCGCCGCCAAUUCCACUUAUGUUGCUCCUCGUUCGUUCUAUGCUGCUCCAGAGAAGAAAGAGAAGCCCCCUGGCCCUUUGUACGACCCGGAUGCAGAUGGAGCUCUUGUCAUGCCAACUCCGAAUGAGGCACACCAGAAGAAAUAUAACACCAAAAACCUCCCGGUAGUGCCAGUAGUAGUCGAUCCGAUGCUAACUAAAUUUUUGCGUCCUCAUCAACGAGAAGGGAUUCAAUUCAUGUAUGAGAGUGUGAUGGGAAUGAGGACCCGGGAGCAACAUGGUUGUAUCCUUGCGGAUGAAAUGGGGUUGGGUAAAACUUUGCAGACGAUUGCCCUUGUCUGGACGCUGUUACGCAACCCAUCAGGCGCUGUGCCAGGGGUAAUUGGAAAGGCAUUAAUUAUCAGCGCAAUUGUUGAUACCACUCUUUCAGAACUGGAGAAAAGAGUUCAUAAAUGGCUUGGUCGAGACCGCCUUAGGGUAUUCGUGGGAGACAAGGACAAGAACAAUAUCAAACAAUUUAUGAACUCGAGAAUACACCACGUGCUGAUUAUUGGCUAUGAGAAGCUUCGAACGGUCAUCGACGAUUUAACUUACUGCACCCCGCCUAUUGGACUUAUUGUUUGCGACGAAGGUCACCGUCUCAAGUCUGCUCAAGCUAAAACUACCAAAAUGUUCGAAGCCCUAAAACGAACACCUCGACGAAUAAUUUUGUCAGGUACACCUAUUCAGAAUGAUUUGGGCGAGUUUCAUGCUAUGGCAGAUUUUUGUAAUUCCGGGAUGCUUGAGGAGUACCCGCGCUUUCGUAGAAUUUACGAAACGCCUAUUUUGAAGAGUCGGUCUCCCGAAGCGAGUGCAAAAGAUAUCGAGCUCGGGGCGGCACGAGCUGCGCAGCUCAAUGAGCUCGCCAAAUCAUUUGUGUUGAGAAGGACCGCAGAUAUCCUUACCAACUACCUCCCUCCUAAAACCGAAUACGUCUUGUUCGUACAGCCUACGGCACUACAGCUGUCGGUCUUUCAAAAGAUCCUUCGCCCGACCAUGUUCAAGAUUUGUCCGAUUAUGCUUGCCAAACCGGACAAAGGCGCUGGUGCCGAAAAUGGGAAGACGACCCGGACACUUGUUCAGGAAGCUUUGGGGCUUUUACCGCCUGGGGCAGCUCCGGAUGACAUUACUUUGAGUGGUAAACUAAUUGCACUUGCCACUCUUCUUAAACAGUUGCGACAAACAACAGAAGAGAAAUGUAUACUCGUAUCUCACUACACGUCGACACUGAACAUUGUGGAGGCAUACUGCCGUAGCGUGUAUUAUACCUAUAGUCGUUUGGAUGGCUCCACUGCAGUGACCAAACGCCAGCAACUUGUUGACGAAUUUAACCAAGCCAAGCAGUCGAAUAAAUUUUUAUUUCUCCUGAGCGCGAAAGCGGGCGGCGUUGGGCUGAAUUUAAUUGGUGCUUCCCGGUUAAUCCUAAUCGACAGCGACUGGAAUCCUUCCCACGACCUACAGUCGAUGGCUCGGAUUCAUCGUGAUGGACAGAAACGCCCCGUUUUUAUAUAUCGGUUGAUAACGACCGGCACCAUUGACGAGAAAAUUUAUCAACGACAGGUUACCAAGUUGGGCCUGAGUAACUCACUGAUGUCCGAGUCAUCCGGCAAGGAAGCUAAUUCGUCCUCAAAGUCAAGUGCGGACUCUUUCACCCAACGAGAUCUGCAAGAUAUUUUCAGCAUUCACCCGCAUACUCUAUGCCAAACUCACGAGCUCUUGCAAUGCCAUUGUUCAAACAGCGACCAUGUUGUGAGCUCGAAUGCCAACUCUGAUGACGAAUCAGAGCUUGUAGACCCCAGUGAACUAGCCAAGAGCGUUGGCAAGAAGUCUAGGAAAAAUGUUAUCAACGACUCGGAUUCAGAUUCCAGUUCAGAGUCCGAGGUAGAAAUGGGAUUCGUUCCUGCAUCCCAAGUCAAACCCAGUAAAAUGAGUAAAGCGGAAAAGAAACGAAGGCGUGAAGCCCUGGCUUCAUUAAGCCAAUGGAGGCAUAUAAAUUGCUUCAUGGAUGGCUGCUCCGAACUUAUUCAGGACCCUGUCCUUUUGCACAUCCUACAGGCGGCCGAUAGCACUAUGGUCUCGAGCUUUCUCGCGGACCAGUCCGGACAACAAAAAGACUGGGGUGGGAUGGUUAGCUAUGCGUUCGAGAAACGGUCGGGCUCCCAACUCACUUAG
Messenger RNA from Rhizoctonia solani, 4386 nucleotides. Its product is annotated as pectate lyase. Gene Ontology annotation, cellular component: extracellular region; nucleus. The transcript is spliced from 42 exons. NCBI's taxonomy places the organism in Eukaryota, Fungi, Basidiomycota, Agaricomycetes, Cantharellales, Ceratobasidiaceae. Gene Ontology annotation, biological process: reciprocal meiotic recombination; double-strand break repair via homologous recombination. Gene Ontology annotation, molecular function: pectate lyase activity; ATP binding; DNA translocase activity. The coding region runs from base 1 to 4386 and encodes 1461 amino acids. The record is from RefSeq and is a predicted model, not a curated record.